Paralichthys olivaceus (Japanese flounder) is the source of this 5262-nucleotide messenger RNA. RefSeq names its product potassium voltage-gated channel subfamily A regulatory beta subunit 1a (gene kcnab1a). The record is from RefSeq and is a predicted model, not a curated record. NCBI's taxonomy places the organism in Eukaryota, Metazoa, Chordata, Actinopteri, Pleuronectiformes, Paralichthyidae. Gene Ontology annotation, cellular component: membrane; cytoplasm; juxtaparanode region of axon. Gene Ontology annotation, molecular function: transmembrane transporter binding; voltage-gated potassium channel activity; potassium channel regulator activity. Gene Ontology annotation, biological process: transmembrane transport; potassium ion transport; negative regulation of delayed rectifier potassium channel activity.
ACAGUCAGACCUGGGAGAGCGAAGCGCCUGGGUCGCAUCUCCCCGUCGUCUCUCUGUUUCAUUCCUCUGCACUCUCUCCAUCCACCUCCUCUGAUUGUCAUAGAAAAACUCCCGAACUCGUCAGCAGAGGCAGGACACAGGAGCGGGGGGUAGACCGGUGGGGGGAAUAAAUUCUUUGUGAACCCUCGAAAGAACUGAGGAGGCUUUGUUCUUCUCAGGCUUUUGAUGGUUGACUGGUUCUGCUGCUUCUCCUCUACAUGGAAAGACUUGAAAUGGAAGAGUCGAUGUGAGAGCAACAACACAGAGGAAAAGCCGUUGCCAUUUGAUUAGUCUUCACACAACAACGUGAUGCACUGAAGAAAGGACUUGAAGACUUCAUUCAUCUCCCAGCAAGAACUUCAAAAGGACGAGACGUUGAAUUAAGGGAUUUGAAAAACCACUCACUCUGAGACUUUUCCAGGCUGUUUCCGCUCUCCUUCGGUUCCCCGUUUGUACUUUUUCCAAGCUCCUGCUCCGUCGCCUUGAAGCUCAGCCAUGCAGGUGUCCAUCGCCUGCACGGACCACAACCUGAAACGGGGCAAUGGGGACCACAGCAAGCAGAGCGCCACCAGCCCCAACGUGGUGAACCAAGCCCGGGCCAAGUUCCGCACCGUGGCCAUCAUCGCGCGCAGCUUCGGCUCCUUCACACCGCGCCACAUCUCGCUCAAGGAGUCUACAGGGAAACACACGGGCAUGAAGUACAGGAAUCUGGGAAAGUCAGGACUCCGAGUAUCGUGCUUAGGACUGGGAACGUGGGUGACAUUUGGAGGACAGAUAACAGACGAGGUAGCAGAACAGCUGAUGACCAUUGCAUAUGAGAGUGGGGUCAACCUGUUCGACACAGCUGAGGUCUAUGCAGGCGGCAGGGCUGAAAUCAUUCUAGGAAACAUUAUCAAGAAGAAGUGCUGGAGACGCUCCAGUUUGGUCAUUACAACAAAACUCUACUGGGGAGGAAAAGCAGAAACAGAGAGAGGAUUGUCAAGGAAACACAUUAUUGAAGGGCUGAAAGGCUCCCUACAGAGGAUGCAGUUGGAGUAUGUGGAUGUAGUUUUUGCCAACCGCCCAGACAGCAAUACUCCCAUGGAGGAGAUUGUUCGGGCCAUGACGUAUGUGAUCAACCAAGGCAUGGCAAUGUACUGGGGGACGUCUCGGUGGACGGCCAUGGAGAUCAUGGAGGCGUAUUCAGUAGCGAGACAGUUUAAUCUGAUCCCUCCGGUCUGCGAGCAGGCAGAGUAUCAUCUGUUCCAGAGGGAGAAAGUUGAAGUGCAACUGCCCGAACUUUACCACAAGAUAGGAGUUGGGGCGAUGACGUGGUCACCGCUGGCGUGCGGCAUCAUCAGUGGAAAAUAUGAAAAUGGCAUUCCUGAGUCCUCCAGGGCCUCCAUGAAGUCGUAUCAGUGGCUAAAGGAGAAGAUAGUGAGUGAGGAUGGGAGGAAGCAGCAGGCCAAACUGAAGGAGCUCAACCACAUCGCAGAAAAGCUGGGCUGCACGCUGCCUCAAUUGGCUGUGGCGUGGUGUCUAAGAAAUGAAGGAGUGAGCUCAGUCCUACUGGGAACAUCCAACCCUGAACAGCUCACAGAGAACCUCGGGGCCAUACAGGUCCUUCCUAAGAUGACCUCUCAUGUGGUGUCUGACAUCGACCACAUCCUGGGCAACCGGCCGUACAGCAAGAAGGACUACCGCUCCUAGACUGGGCAAGAGGUCAGCUGUACCUGCCUGCUCCACCACACCGCUACCAUGAACCCACCGUCCAAUGUUCAAAAAGUCCACGGUUCUCUCCUUGGGCCCCUCAGCUCCAGGACCAGACAGCUUUGCUCAGCCCAGCGUUGCAUCUCUGUUUGAGAUUCCUUUGAUUCUUCAGAUCAGCUCCACCAGGUUCAUCUCAGGUCCAGUCCAGCUCCGCCGGCCGAGACGCGCUCAACAAACUCUGCUUUCUGCAGCUUCAAACACAGCUUCAUCCAUUUGUGUAAAUUAAAGCCCACAGGUUGCCCUGUUCUGCACGGGCCCAUUCAAGUAUUACUAUGCACACCUUCGUUUAGCCCGCGCUCGAGUUCCGAUCCUGUGCCACGCUCUGGUCAUUUAGAGCCACUCCGUCCAGAGGUCCGUAUGAAUUGAAUUGAAUUAAUUGAGGUGAUAUUUCAACUGAAAUCAGAUGCAAGGCAGCUCCUUGUUUUUAGAGAAACCAACUCAGAAAAGAAAAGAACUGCAGGUGUAUUUCAAAUUAAAGUGCCUUGUGUCAAGGACAUCUCGAUUGUAGUCGGUGAGUGAGGCGGCUUUGUUGCCUCUUCACUUUCCCACUCGCUCACAGUCUCACUGCUCGGCCAAUGACUAAGACCAUCAGGUCUCCAGCCUCAGAGUCUCUAACAUCCAGACUUCCACCCACAAGUCAAUUUCAUUUGAGCACAAAAUUCAUACUGAGCACAUCAUCUACUUCUGAGUAUAUUACUGUACCAUAGCUGAGAUUAAUGCAAGCGCCUUAGACGUGUAAACUAGAGGAACCUCAGGAAUGAAGAGGCUUCACUCGCGCCGUUUUCCUAUGAAAUGUGAAGUUUGGGGAUGAUGAAGAGUUUUAUGAAUGAGGCCUCAGCAAACUAGCUCCCUAUUGGCUUGAAUUAGCUGCUUUCAACUUCCUACCAAAUGUAAUCAGUUUAGUACAGAGUAGUAUUGAAUAGAUAUUAUUGGCUGCAAAUCCUGAGCGUAUUAACCGUCAGGUGCAUGUUCCCCCUUCUAUAACCUGCCUCUCUAUUCUUUACCCUUUUAUACAAAGCACAUUAUUAAACAACGAAAUUGGAGUUUGAUCAAGCUCGUCUUCUCUCCACAGCCCCUGUGAAGCAGAGGAUUGUGGGAUAUUGAGUGUUUAGGAUUUCGAACAGCAUUAAGGAGAAAGAGGGAAGCAUGUUGCCCCCAUGUGGUCUUUUUGAGGAACUGUUCCUCUGCUUUAUUAGAUCUUAGGAGGAGAGAGAGCAGACUACUUCUUUCUGGGUUUGCGUUCGUUAUGGACUCGUGCUCUUUUUUGCCUCUGAACCGAACCUGCAUCGCUGAUCACCUCAAUGAACUUUGCACAUACGGACUUCAGCAUAUGAUAAAUCUAUAUAAUAAUAGGCCGGCCAGUGGUCGUGGUUCUAAUAACUGCUUGUUAAUGGAACAAUGUGAUAUAUUGGCAAGGUGUUUGGGAUGUGGCAAAGAUUACAGUAUUUAUUCUAGAGUAGUUAACAAAUCUGAAAUUUAUUUUGACAUUUUGAGAUAUUGUCAUCCGUUUGAAGAUGUUACAUGUAUAUAAAAUCUUUAAGGCAUACCUUGUAACAUAAGCAAAACCAUGAGGAAGCCUCUGUUGCAUAUGAGGCCUUCACUGUAAUGUAUGGCUGAAAUAUAAAUAAGAUGUAAAUAGAGUUAUUUUGUUGCUCCUCUGCAGUGUCGCUGCAGUGUUUGAAUCUUCACACCAUCCUUAUCCUCCAGCCUGUUUUCUAUAGCUGUCUGUAAAGAAUGGUGAGUUCAGAUUCGAGAAUCUGCAACAAUAACAGCAUUAUGUGAAAGUAUGGACUUCUGUUAUGAAAAAUAAGGAAUGAGCUUCAGCUAUUGUCUAAUGACUUAACCUUGACUCUUUUUCAUCCGGAGAACAAGCCAUCGCAGCGAUCAGCAGAGACGUUGGCCGGCCUCCAGCUGCAUCUCUGUUUUGUCCUUGGUGCACAAUUGUUGAUUUGUAGCACAAACACCCUGCAGACUCUAAUCAGAGGAAACUUUGUGUUUUCUGCCAAAUACGCUGUCACACAUAUUGGAACAAACAUCAAUAAGCAUCAAUCGGCUCGUGGUUUAUUUAAAGCAAUGUCUGGCCUCGACCGAUGAACAGGCUUCCUUCUGAAUAUUUACUUUGGCUCGGUGCUGAAUACAAAUGAGGGAGGCCUGACCAGCACUCACUCAGCAUUAAUACAAUGCAAAAGAAGAGCCAUGCACACAAACAAACACAAAGGUAUUGUUUCACUUCAUUCAUUCAAUUCCACUUCAUUGAAUCUUAUCAAAAAUAUUUGAUUCAUCUGUGGAUUUUUCUUUUUAAGUCAAAGUCAGUUUCCUUUAUGGAUAAAAUGUGUGAUAACACACGUGGUAGUGGAACCAGUUUGUUCUUUGUGCAUGUGACCAUGUUGGAUCGUAGCCUGUCGGUGUGUGUGGAGACGUGUGAACCUGACAGAGUGCCUUGACGUGAGUUCCGCUACAGUAAAACAUUCAGGGAUGUCUUUAUUAUGAGUUGUUACAUGGUGACUGGAUGUUGUCCUACAAAAGAAACAUGAGAGCGGAGCACCUUUCCUACAGAUUCUGGUGUUAGAGUGCCCAGUCUAUCGUAUGUCAUCUAUCGUUAGGUUAUUUGUUUGUGUGGACCCUCUGGUGAUUUUUUUCUACAUUUUCCCAUUCGGCGGUUCACAACUACAAGUAUAUACUUCUUAGAAAUGUCAUCCUCAUCUAUGGAGUCACUGAUUACAGCUUCUCACAGUGUACGACACUGUCUUUGUUCUAUCUUAAGCUUUUUUUCGGCUGCUUCCCCAAAAUGAUCAGACUGGAACAACUAUUGACUUCCUGAAACAACAAACUAUAACAAACUCCAUAGAGAAACUAGCGAUACACAUGUCCCAUGUGUACCAACAAAGAUAGGGUGUUAUUUAAUUUGGCACUCAGUGGAGCGCAGACUUCCGACAAGGCCCAACAGUCCCCUUUAAUAAGUUUACACCAAUUUCACACACUCAUAGAUAUCAGCUCCCUAAAUAUGCCUGAUAUCUUUUAUCAAGAUCCAUGAAUUAUUCACUGGGAAAUCAAGGAAAAUGUCCAAAACAUGACCUCCUUGGCAGAGGUAAUAAAUACCGUGAUAUUAUGGACAAACUGGACAUAAAUCUGUCAGCGGCUGUGAUCUUUGACUUUUUAACCGUCUUCUCUAUUUGUUAUCAGCAUCAGUGGGAAACAGACCAAAGGCCAAAAUGCAGCAGAAGCAAUUGGCUGAGUCCAGAUAACAUUAAAACUACUGCAAUGUGUCACAUGAGCUUUGUCUUAAGUUUCCCUAAAAUCAAUUCAGAUGUAAGUGAAUAGUUCGUAUCAGUUCCACAGACCAAUCUUGUUACAAAUAGGCUGAGUUUUAGGAUGGCAAAGUGACAUGCAAACCAUCAGUGUAUUAUUCCCCCUGAACAGUGGUUUCUCUGUAAAUAUCCUAUAUGAAAGUGUGAUUAUAAAUAAAUGCAUUGC